Messenger RNA from Protopterus annectens (West African lungfish), 2322 nucleotides. RefSeq names its product E3 ubiquitin-protein ligase CCNB1IP1-like. The transcript has 3 exons. Gene Ontology annotation, molecular function: ubiquitin protein ligase activity. The record is from RefSeq and is a predicted model, not a curated record. Bases 174 to 956 code for a protein of 260 amino acids. Gene Ontology annotation, cellular component: synaptonemal complex. Lineage: Eukaryota; Metazoa; Chordata; Ceratodontiformes; Protopteridae. Gene Ontology annotation, biological process: reciprocal meiotic recombination.
UUUCCAUUUCUUGUAGCAUUUGGUCUCGUACACGAGAGAGGUAAUUGAUUCCCGCGCUUUUCCACGCGAGGCCUUUAAUAUUCUCCCAGGUGCGUCAGUGUUUUAGUUACUUUUCAGUACGUUAGUAAUACGCCAUUUUUAACUAUUAGUGAAUUGAUUGUGCAGAGCUAAACAUGUCAAUGGGAGAAUAUCAUUUGAUGUGUAAUUAUAGAAAGUGUCGAACAAAGCUGUCAGGUUAUGCGUGGGUCACUGCUUGCUCCCACAUAUUUUGUGACAAGCACGGAACAGGUGAAUUCAGUCAUUUUCCGUGCGCUUGUCCUGCAUGUAAUAACACUUUGUCUGGAAAACUGGAUAUUGCCCGCACCAAGCUAAAGCCAUCGGAAGAGUAUAAGGCGAUAGUGUUAGCAGGUUUGCCGCCCGAAACUGUGCUGGACAUAAGUUCCAGGGCCCUGGCCUUCUGGACAUAUCAGAUUGUUCAAGAAAGGCUGUACCAAGAAUAUGCUUAUAACAAGGCUGAGGGUCGCCUGAAGGAGAUGGAGAAGCUAUACACCCAGAUUCAGGAAAAGGACAUGGAGCUGACUGCAAUGAAGAGUGAAGCUACUUCUCUGAAGAAGAUUCUAGAAGAUUACAAAAAGAAGUACAGUGAGAUCUCUGAAAAGCUGAUGGACAGAAACAGACAAUGCCAGAAAUUACAGGGCCUUUUUGACCACCUUCGACUUCGUGCCGUUGCUGUUGGUGAAACAGACACCAUGUUAGAAUCCUCAGUAAUUCAUCAACCAUCUGGGUCUGGGCUGCGUCUUGGAAAGUUUCCAUGUACACCCAAGUUUCCAAGUACUGACCAGACUGCAUUGAGGAGCAGAUCUGCAGAAGAUUUUCAUCUCAAGCCUUCCUUAUUUGGAUCCCCUAUAGGUGAAUCUGGAAAGUGUUUCUUUAGUUUUACAUCUCCUUCUUGUUAGUGGAUCAACACCAUAUGGCCAACAGAGUCUCCAAAGUAAAGGAAAAUACAGCAGAUGAAUAAGAAUGUUAGGAAGGUUCAUGUUUAACAUUUAUGUUUUACCAAAAAAAAUAUUUCAUAAUGUUGGUAAUUAAGAGUUGAGAUACACAUGUAUGCCCAAUUAAACUGGAUGUAUUUCCCCAAAGUAAAACUCUUAAAGGUUUGACUGCAAACUAAAAUGUUAACACUGAAAGUACGUAUUUUUAUCAAAUUUCUUUUUAUUAACUAUUUGUUCACAAACUAUGCAGAAAAAGAUAACAAGACAUAUACGUGUGGUACAGCUGACGUUACAGAUUGCAUACCAUAAGCAUGUAAUAAUAGUUAUUGAUGUUACAGCGUGCAUACCAUAAGCAUGUAAUAAUAGUUAUUGACGUUACAGAGUGCAUACCAUAAGCAUGUAAUAAUAGUUAUUGACGUUACAGAGUGCAUACCAUAAGCAUGUAAUAAUAGUUAUUGCCCACUUUACUCAUUAACAUUAAAAUUAGGUAGAAUUACCAUUUGUGUUACUACAAGGAUAUAAGUUAGUCCAAGGGCUUUUAUCAUAUAGCAGUUCUCUUGUACAUUAUUUUACAACUGCAAGCAAUAUUAGAGGUAUAACAUCAACCUAUAUAAUGAUAACACUCUACUCUACUAAACCUUAUAUACAUAUAUUCAAAUAUGUCACCUUAAUUAUUGUGGUUACCAAUCUUAAAGUGAUGUGUUUACUAUCCUUGUAUAAUUAGUAUUUAACAUACUGUUUAUGACAAAAUAUCAAUUAAUGCUUUGUAGUACCUUUGAUAGUAGGUUUGGUUCUUCUGACUUUUUGUAUAAAGCUUCUUGGCCAAUAUAUGUUUUUUCGCCAUGCUUUUGUAUUCUGGCCAGGUUAGUCUUGAUUUGUCUAUCCAGUUUUUUGCUAUGUAAGCUUUUAAUAGGGUGCAUAGUGUUAUUAUAAUGUGUUUAGAGAAAUUAUUAUUAUUGCAUUUGAAUAUGAAUAUAUGCAGUUUAGCUGUUUCCAAUGACAACGUGAAUUUUGAAUGCCCUGAUUUCUCUAAAAGGAAUCUAAGUGAGCACCAUAGUUUAUAAACUGUUUUGCAGCUCCAAAAGAUGUGGAGUGAAAGUACAUAUUUUUAAGCUGUUUGAAAUAGUUGUUGGUAACCUUUGACUCCCACAGACUACCAGUUUUUUUUUGUUCUAGGUGUUUUAGUACAUCUUUGUCUAAUGUUUGUUAAAUCGUGCUACACACUGUUUGCAUCAUAUGGAACUUUGAGCCAUGUGAAAUUUUUCUGAAUAGCAAAAAGCAUCUUACUGCAAAUGUGACAUUUUUAAUAAACUAAGCUGUGUUCAUAAGA